This is a messenger RNA of Acyrthosiphon pisum (pea aphid), 1847 nucleotides long. RefSeq lists its product as uncharacterized. Bases 277 to 822 code for a protein of 181 amino acids. Lineage: Eukaryota; Metazoa; Arthropoda; Insecta; Hemiptera; Aphididae. The record is from RefSeq and is a predicted model, not a curated record. The transcript is spliced from 4 exons.
UGGCGGCGGUGGUGCGUGGUACCCGUGGCGACGGACGCGAGCAUUUCGUUAAUUCGUUUGUUUAUAUUUCCAACCGCGAGGAUUAAGGUAUAUAGGUAUACUCAUAAUAAAGUAUUCUAUGACGAGUGAAUUGGCCAUUGGGUAAUCGUUAGUAUUUUCCGUGUAGAUGUAUUACAAUCGUUGCUGCUUCCUCACCAUUCGAUAUAGUUCGUAUUUUCGAUUCCGUUUUAAGUAUAUGAUAAUAUUAAACAGGUAAGUAGGUACUGUACCCGUAUAAUGUCUGCCGACAAGGAAACGGUCCUCAGGCCGCACAAGAACAGUAGCCGGCGGCAGACGUUUGAGAUGCCAGGUGGCGAAAGUGAGCGUGCCCGGCAGUCGACCACGCACGAGACUUACCGGCCGCCUAAGACUGUCGCCGAAAAACCACUAGACGAUAAAGAGAGAAAAAGAAAAGAAUUUGAAGAAUAUUUGUGGAAAACAAUGACUGAAAAAGUAAUGAACGACUUGGCAGCUAAAUCAAAAACAUUUUAUGAUCAAAAUAGACAGUUUGAAACUACGUACAGCAGUACAUUUAAAAUCAAAGGGUUCAAACCUAAAGAAAUUGGAGAACAAUUGGACGAAGAACUAUGCGCCAAGUAUCCAUUGUACAACACAAAUGGUAUGUCUGUGCCGGUUAAUCGGUACGAGUACGUUAAAGCUAAGCAAUCUAUUCACAAGCCUUUGGCGCAUCUAUUCAAAAAGGAUAGCCGGUUCACCAGUCGAAUGAGCAACCCUAACGAUUAUCACGCUCCAGUUGAUCCAGAACAUUUUGCUUUUGUUUAAAAAAAAGUAAAACUCUACUUAUACUGUACUUUGACAUGUGCUAUGUUAGGUAUAACCUGCUGAGCUUGAAACCCAAAACAGGGCUCUCCGUAUGAUAACCUUCGCACCUUGGUUUAUAUCUAACUCCACACUAUGCUCUGAUCUAAAAAUGGAAUCAGUUGACCAAUUAGCCACUAAACAUUACAAAUCUUUUUAUUCCAAGCUUUUUUCCCAUACUAACCCAUUAUAGUGUCACAAAUCUCGUCAAAUACUCAACCAAUAAAUCCUACCCAUCGGCCCAAGAGAAAAUAUUGCAGAGAUUUACUAACAUAAAAUAAUAUAUCACGCUGGGUUCCAUCGCUGGUUGCCGAUUGGCCUCCCUUCUCAUAUUACUAAAAGUUAAAAUGUACGUAAAUUAUCAAAUUUGCUUACUAUGCUAUUCUAACAUAGAUGGUUUUUUUUUUUUGUUUUUCAAUCCGGAGAUUGGUUUUUAAUAGAUAGCAUAGAUGGUAAAUAUUCUUUAUAAAUAAGAUAAUAUUAUUAAGAUUUAUUGCAGAGAUAUUUUUAAUUCAUUGUAAUCCUACCGCCCAAGAAUCUUUUCAAUUCAAAUUCAUCAGUCUGUUGAUAAAGAAAAAACUAUUUAGGAAUACUUUAAAAACUAUUAUUUUAUGGAAUAAAAUGUCAAUAAAUGUGAUUUGGAAUUUAUUUUUCCCUUUAAUCUUUACCUACUUACCUAUAAUAAUAUGUGUAUGAUAAUUUGCAUCAUGGGCAGUAAGUCGCAUAACGCACACUAACUGCUUCUAGCAUGACAUGAAUUUAAGUUAAAUAUUAUAAGUACUAAAGUACCUGUUACAAAUAAACUUACUAUUGAGAUAUAUUGAGUAAGAAUAAUUAUUUUCUUACAAUACUUUCAGAAAUGAAAAAAAAAUCAAUUUGGUUCUAAAAUCAAACAUUUAAUUAUCAAAUUACAGAUUCUAACAAACUACCCUUAUACAAUAUUAUCAUUUGCGUAUUUUAAGAGCUGGAAGGUUAAGUAAUUUAUAUUU